CAGCACGCGCCUGAAACCCACAUUAGCGGGAAUUUGACGGCAUCGUGUUACCAUGACACAGAGAAAGAGGACGUCCAACACGCAGAGCUCCUCUCAGAGUAAGAGAACCUCGGGUCCCACUGCGACUCAGGAGGAAGACGACGACCAGACGUUCACUCAGCCAAGCACCACGCAGGUCCAGAGAGGGAUGGAGAAGCUCACACCGGCUCAGGUCGACCAGAAGACAGCUGAGGUGGUGCAGUUCUUCUUGGUGAAGGAUCAGAAGAAGAUUCCUGUACGCCGAGCAGAUCUUGUGAAACAUGUGGUGAAGGAGUACAGAAACAUCUACCCUGAGAUCAUGAAGAGAGCAGCACGAAUCUUUGACCAGGUAUUCGGCCUUAAAAUGAUUGAAAUUGACGCCAAAAAUCACAUGUACAUACUCAUCAAUAAGUUGGAGACGGUUGAGGGAGCGUCACCGAUCACUAACCCGACCAACCCAAAGAUGGGUAUGCUGUUUGUCAUCCUGAGUGUUAUCUUCAUGAAAGGAGGCGUUGUUGGAGAAAACGUCAUCUGGAAAACGCUGAAGAACCUCAAAGUCGACGUAGCAGAGAAACACGAGGAGUUUGGCGACGUAAAGAAGGUGGUCACUGACGAGUUUGUGCGUCAAAGGUACCUGGAGUAUGUACGGAUCCCCCACACAGAGCCAAUAGAGCACGAGUUUCAUUGGGGUCAACGUGCCGAGGUGGAGGUUUCCAAAUCAAAGAUCCUGGCGUUCAUGGGGGAGCUCCAUGAGCAGGACCCUCAGAGCUGGAGUCAGCAGUACCAAGAGGCUCACAGCUCCAGCUCCACGCAGCCCAGCACCAGCAGCCAGAGAUAACUUUUAUAGUAUUACCUUUUUUAUUUUAUUUAUUUUAAAUGAUGAAAGACAGAAGCUACAUCUGUGCCACCAUAUUUUUUGUAUGCAGUUUUGCAAGGCCUUGGAGUCCGUUUAAACUUGACAGUCAAAUCAAAUCCUAGUUCUAUUUCAUAUUUUAGUAUGUUCAUAUGUUACCUUUUGUUGAGUUUCAAUUUCAUUUUUAAAUAGGAUCACAUUUAACAUCACACACAAUAUUCAGGUUUCCAUUUUUGCUUUUAUUGCCUGUCCUUUGAAAAGGUAACAGUUAUUUGUUCACGUUCAGAAAAGAAAAGAUUUAGUUUGAUCAAUGAUUGCAUUAUUUUGACUUUUCAUUCAUUUUUCUCACAUACGCUCAUGGCUGUUAGACAACGUGUAACUCUUCGACAUCGCAGCUACAUAUUACAGAGCUCAGGACACACAGGCACAAUUGCACAACAAUGGACGAUACGAGCAGAAAAAGCUGUGACCUUAGAUACAGUUUCACCAAACAAAGCACACGUGUACAGAUUUGACAUUGUGAAUCUGCUACGAACUGAACAUGGGUUUUAAAAAGGGAUAACUUUUAAAUCCUAGAUUUCUGACUAAGACACUUUUCACAUUGUGUUGAAAUAAAUUACAUGCAUUUA
Trematomus bernacchii (emerald rockcod) is the source of this 1500-nucleotide messenger RNA. RefSeq names its product necdin-like 2 (gene ndnl2). The record is from RefSeq and is a predicted model, not a curated record. NCBI's taxonomy places the organism in Eukaryota, Metazoa, Chordata, Actinopteri, Perciformes, Nototheniidae. Bases 53 to 856 code for a protein of 267 amino acids. The transcript has 11 exons. Gene Ontology annotation, cellular component: nucleus.